GGAAACGCCUCUUAAUAUUUUACCUUGUUUAGCCAGAUUAGGCUCUUAGGAAGUCAACAAGGGAGUGGCCCCAUGCGACGGAUUGCUGUUUUAAAUACAAUAUUGUUUCUACUUAAACAUUAUUCUUGAACGAAGAGCUGAAUCAAAAAUAAUUUCGAACCUACUUUGAGAGAAAAGUCAACUUACACAGCAGCUCUUGUUGCCAGGAUUGUGUUUGGGACGCUUGUCCUUCAGUCCUAUUGGGAGACUAGGGAGAGUGUUUGGUGGACAGUUGGAAAAAAGAAUCAUAUCCGAUGAAGAGUAAACGGGAUCAGCACUACAGGAUGGCAGACGGUAACCCAACAUCAGUACAGGACCUGUCGGCAUUUGUUGAAACAACAAUGCAGAAUCUACAGGGAAAGUUUCAAGUGAUGUCCAACCAGAUAGUCUCAAGAAUGGAUGAAAUGGGGACCCGUAUUGAUGACCUGGAAAAGAAUGUAUCUGAUCUGAUGACACUAGCAGGAAUGGAUGAACCAGUGGAAGAUAGCAAGCAGUAAAAGUGAAAAAGCAAAAAACUUUUGCCCAGCAAAGAAUUAGUUGGAAACAUUUUACAAGUUGGAAUUCACUACAAGAGGGUGGAAAGUCGUGUGAUUGCUGUAUACAUGAACCAGAAAAUACAUGUAAUUCUGAACAAAAUGAGACUCCCUCAGGACAACUGGCAGACGAACAUUUAGGAGGGUCCUAACCACUUUCCUAUUUGUAUGAACACUGUGGACACUCAACACCAAUGCAAAAAAAUGGAAGAGAAGAUCAGAUUUUGGUGGUCUCUCCACAUCUGGACUUAUCUGUGACCGUUUACCACUCAACCAAUAAAAAUGCCAAACAUC
Molecule: messenger RNA, 866 nt
Organism: Acipenser ruthenus (sterlet)
Lineage: Eukaryota; Metazoa; Chordata; Actinopteri; Acipenseriformes; Acipenseridae
Product: heat shock factor-binding protein 1-like
Exons: 5
Coding region: 294-536 (80 amino acids)
Biological process (GO): cellular heat acclimation
Cellular component (GO): cytosol; nucleus
Molecular function (GO): transcription corepressor activity
Source: RefSeq, a predicted model, not a curated record